AAUGUCAACUCCUACCAAAACACAUUAUUUAUGACCCACUUUUCUCUUUGGUUAUUCCAUCUUUCUCUCCUCCAUACACAUACACACACACACCCACACCACACUGUGUGUAUUCCCAUCGGCCAUGACUAAGUGCUUUAGUUUCACGGCGUCUAGAAACUGGUGUCUCCGAUCAUCUUUCUCAAGCUCCGGUCUCCGAUCAACGGUGACGGACCUCGGUGACGGCACCGUUAUCCAUUGUUGGGUACCCAAAACCCGUAAAGAAAUCCGACCCAAUUUGCUCUUGCUCCAUGGGUUCGGAGCCAACGCCAUGUGGCAGUGGGGGCCGGAUAUUAUCCCUCGAUUCGUCCGUCAUUUCAAUGUCUACGUGCCGGACCUGGUGUUUUUCGGUGACUCGUAUACGACUCGUGAGGACCGGUCUGACUCGUUCCAGGCUCAGUGUGUGUACCGAGUCAUGGAGACGAACUCAGUGAAGAGAAUGACGGUGGUGGGGCUGAGUUAUGGUGGGUUUGUGGCGUAUAGCAUGGCGGCGCAGUUUAAGGAGGCGGUGGAGAGGGUGGUCAUAUGUUGCGCCGGGGUGUGUUUGGAGGAGAAGGAUUUGGCGGAAGGGUUGUUUCCCGUGAAGAAUUUGGAGGACGCCGCCGAUAUACUUUUGCCGCAGACGCCGGAAAAGAUGAAGGAAUUGAUGAGUCUUACGUUCGUCAAGCCGCCGGUGAAGACUCCAAAUUGCAUACUUGUGGAUUUUAUCGACGAGAUGUGCAGUGAACAUGUAAAGGAGAAAAAGGAACUCAUUCAUGCUCUAGCCAAAGACCGAAAACUUUCCGAAAUUCCCAAAAUACCCCAGCCAACAAUGAUAAUCUGGGGUGAUAAGGAUCAAGUUUUUCCUUUGGAAUUGGGUUACAGACUUAAAAGGCAUUUGGGUGAUAAUGCUGUCAUGGUGGUCAUCAAGAAUACAGGCCAUGCUUACAUUGUAGAAAAACCUAAAGAAUUCUAUAAACAUCUCAAAUCCUUUCUACUUCCUCUUCCUCCACCACCAACCGCCACCGCCACAACCAACCACCACAAUAAUGGCUCACUCACUCUUGCUACCUGAUCCCACACUAAAAUCAUCAUGUUCAUGCCUAUUUCCUCAAAAGUUUUCUUAACUAUUGAUGACUCCACAUAGUUCUUGUAAUCCAACAAUUUUUUUGUGUUAUUUUGUUACCAAAUUACCAAAAAUUUGGUCCCUCUUU
Cynara cardunculus var. scolymus (artichoke) is the source of this 1232-nucleotide messenger RNA. RefSeq names its product monoacylglycerol lipase ABHD6-like. NCBI's taxonomy places the organism in Eukaryota, Viridiplantae, Streptophyta, Magnoliopsida, Asterales, Asteraceae. The transcript has 3 exons. Gene Ontology annotation, molecular function: catalytic activity. The record is from RefSeq and is a predicted model, not a curated record. Bases 125 to 1093 code for a protein of 322 amino acids.